CCAAGACCGAGUGUUCAAGAUCACAGUCCAACCACCGACAACUUCGACAAAAUGGCCCCCGUUAGCAAGAAAGGUACGAAUAUGAAAGGAUAGCGACGCUGCGACAAUCUACACGCUAGCCGUGUCAUUUUCCACAAUGUAUCCCGCAUCACGCAGCAGCAGAUCUUGCGAGUUCUGAAUAGAGCGAUUGCUGAUGCGUUUUCUCAUGUAGCUGCCCCCAAGGGCUCCAAGCAGGCCAACGCCGCUGCCAAGGCUGCUCUUAAGGGUACUCACUCCAACAAGCAGCGCAAGGUCCGCAUGAGCAACUCUUUCCACCGCCCCAAGACCCUUGCCCUUGCCCGCGCUCCCAAGUACCCCCGCAAGUCUAUCCCUCACCAGCCUCGCCUCGAUGAGCACAAGAUCGUUAUCCACCCUCUCAACACUGAGAGCGCCAUGAAGAAGAUGGAGGAGAACAACACCCUUGUCUUCAUCGUCGAUGUCAAGGCCAACAAGGCCCAGAUCAAGCUUGCCCUGAAGAAGCUUUACGACAUCGAUACCGUCAAGAUCAACACUCUCAUCCGCCCUGACGGUACCAAGAAGGCCUAUGCCCGCCUGACUGCCGAUGUCGAUGCCCUCGAUAUCGCUGCCAACAAGCUCUCCCUCGUUUAAAAGUCGAUUUAAUGCAAACGGUUUGAGAUGAUGGAUUUGGGUUUCUUGAAAAUAGCUGCAUGUAACGGAACUGGCGCAAUAAGCUUUUAAUAGCUACGGUAUCAAUGAUUAAAUAUUCGCAUAAGCGAACAGAUCUACGCGUGGCAAAAUUUCAUUAAUUUAUCCAACAUCGCAAGAGUGUGGCGGCUGUGUCAAUAUCCCCAAUGCCAAUGUGCUGUAAAUUGUUAUUAUAAGUCUAGUGUACAAUGUCUAACCAAUGCUCAUGUCUGUAUUGGACAAAUUAUGAUCUCAUCUUCUGGAGAUACUGCAUAGUUAAAAAGUUGGUAUCCAAGAAUCGUUCGACGCAGUUGGCCAGACAUGUUUCCUCAGAACUGUCGAGUUUCGAAUUGCGGAUGUUUCCUGUAACGCAACGUUUCCAGCACAUUUGCGUGAGUUUGUGUGUUUCUAAGAUCGCAAGACGGUCAGCGAGAACCCUUUGGUUACAGUUAGGGGAGAUGCCAUACGAGACUGGAUCAUAGCUCGCUGCUCUUCAUUAGCGAGGAAUUGUCGGAGAUCGGCCUUAUCUUUGUCGUUAAGACGUUCAAGAUCGGCAUUUUCGAGUCCUGCUUGAGCGGUAUUCAUGGCGGAGAUGCGAUACGUAGCUUUGGUGAUAGUAAUUGUUUGUGUUGUUCGCAGAGGCCGUGGUAUGUUUGCGCGGAGUUUUUCCUAGUGGCUCAGAAAAAUGACUACUGUACCACAGCGCUCCUAUCCUGAGGCGUUGCGGGUCUGCAUCAGUCCAUUACGACACACUCUUAAAUGGUGUAGCUCAGAUAUUCAUCUUCGAUUGGAAAGAAAAUUGGUGAAAAAGAAACCUAUGUAUUAAUUUGCUUCCACCCAUUUUUUUGCGCCG
Messenger RNA from [Torrubiella] hemipterigena, 1537 nucleotides. NCBI's taxonomy places the organism in Eukaryota, Fungi, Ascomycota, Sordariomycetes, Hypocreales, Clavicipitaceae. The record is from the annotation of a GenBank genome assembly.